AGUAACUUGGAGGACUCAUAUAUGCAGGUGGGAUGACAGAGGAAAAGAAGGUUCAGAAGCGGAAGGUCCUUGCCAAGUGGCUGAAGGAAAAUAUUUUGAGAUUAGGCCCCACAUUUAUCAAAAUUGGCCAGCAAUUCUCCACAAGAGUGGAUAUUCUAGCUCAAGAAUAUGUUGAUCAAUUAUCAGAGCUCCAGGAUCAAGUUCCUCCUUUCCCAUCAGAAAUUGCUCUGGAAACAGUUAAGGAAGAACUUGGAGCACCCUUAAAUGAUAUAUUUGAAAGAUUUGACCAAGAGCCAAUUGCUGCGGCGAGUCUUGGUCAGGUCCAUCGUGCAAAACUGAAGGGACAGGAAGUCGUUGUCAAAGUACAAAGGCCUGCUCUAAAGGAUCUAUUUGACAUUGAUCUUAAAAACCUAAGGGUUAGUGAUUAAUAUUUGAGGUGUCCCUACAUUCUGUUUGCAUAUGG
This is a messenger RNA of Olea europaea var. sylvestris, 463 nucleotides long. Its product is annotated as protein ACTIVITY OF BC1 COMPLEX KINASE 8, chloroplastic-like. Gene Ontology annotation, biological process: regulation of response to reactive oxygen species. NCBI's taxonomy places the organism in Eukaryota, Viridiplantae, Streptophyta, Magnoliopsida, Lamiales, Oleaceae. The coding region runs from base 33 to 428 and encodes 131 amino acids. The record is from RefSeq and is a predicted model, not a curated record. The transcript has 3 exons.